Messenger RNA from Helianthus annuus (common sunflower), 1608 nucleotides. RefSeq lists its product as uncharacterized. Lineage: Eukaryota; Viridiplantae; Streptophyta; Magnoliopsida; Asterales; Asteraceae. Bases 1 to 1608 code for a protein of 535 amino acids. The transcript has a single exon. The record is from RefSeq and is a predicted model, not a curated record.
AUGGCAGCAAAUUCAUCAUCUCAUCGACAAACCGGUCCUCGACCGAAUGUCGAGAACAAUGUUCAAAUAGAAGGGAUUCUAGAGGAUGCCUCGGAUGAUAACGAGGUUCAAUCCAACCGGGCAAACGAUCCUCCAGAAAUAUUACCAGCAAACCCUGCUCAAUCAAUUUUACCACCAGGGGAAACUCCAAUAUCCUGGUAUGUCAGGUCUCAAGGGGCACUAAACGCAGUAUACACACAGCUGUGUGCUCAGACUGCUCCCUUAACUCAGUCACGAAGACCAGGAUCUCGGGCAAACGCGUCCCAACGGGAAAAUUCAAUUUACGGGGGUACAAAAGUUUAUGCUAGAUCCACAUCACAACAUGAGUACACUCAAACAGAAAGUCAUGGUAGAUCACAUCCUCACCGAAGACAAUCGGUCCAUGACAGGUUAGGUUCCCAACGGGACACCCACACUGACGAGUCUGAUCCAACAUAUCGUUUAAGUGCAAAUACCAGUGUGUUCAAUCGAUUGCAACCAAAUUAUAAUAAAUGCAGGCCUCGAGCAGUUUUUAACCCUGAGGCAGAACACAACUAUGAUUUGAUUUACCGCCCUGCGGAAGCAGCGGAAAAUUCAAAGUUCAUCAUGGAAAUAGCUUUGGCUCCACUGGAGAAAGCUAAAUUACCAUCCAACGUCAGUAAAUUUAAUGGGCUAACAGACCCCGAUGACCACCUAAGAGUAUUUACCAGUGCAGGUCUGGUUGGAGGGUGGACCCUUCCACUAUGGUGUCAUCUGUUCGUUCAGACCCUGACCGGACCAGCGCGAAUUUGGUUUGAUAACCUACCAAUCGGACAGAUCGAAUCAUGGAAGGAUCUGCGUGAAAAGUUUUUGACACACUUUAGCCAGCAACGGCGUUCCACUCGUGAUACAUCUGACGUCAUGAACAUUUGGCGUCGCGAUGACGAGAGUUUGGAGGAUUUCAUCACCAGAUACAAUAAAGAGGUGUUAGAGAUUGGCGGAGUUCAUGAGCAACUAAUCCGCACACAAUUCAAGUAUGCGGUUAGAUGUGACGACAUGAUUAAGGUCUUAUCCGGAACAGAAGGCCUUCCAAAAAACUGGGAGAAGAUAAUGGCGGCAGCCAAGGUUUACGCGCAAACAGAGAAGAAUCUUACUACAAAUAGGCCACCACCACCAUACAAUAGGCCUGCGGACUUAAGUUCAACCGGCGAAAGAAGGUCAAAAAAAUCAUGGCGUGAGUCUGGAAGUCGUUCGUAUGAAGAUGCCCGCACAACAAUCAACAAACUCACCGCGCAGAGGGAGAACAAACAUGAAAAUAGGGAGAGACAAUGGACUCCCCUAACAAAAACCCCGGCGGAGGUCUUAAGUACCGAAGACUAUCAAUUCAAACCCCCAAUCCCAAUGAAAAGCAAGUGUGGACAAGACCCGGCACAAUACUGCGAAUAUCACAAAGAUAACGGGCAUACCACAAACAACUGCAUCUCUCUACGCACAGAAAUAGAGAAAGCCCUCAAGAGCGGCGAACUCACACAUUUACUCCAAAAUGUGCGCAAAGAGAUUAAGCAGAUAACCCGGGGUGAAGAAGGCCCAAGCAAACGGGCGAAAACCUAA